GGCGCAAGUUUCAAGUCAAUCAGAGAUCAAUUGACGAUUCGAGAGAAGAAACUCGGGCAUGACCUGAAGAAGAAUGGAUUUCUACCUCACUUUAUGGACAAAGAAUCAUGCAAGCUUGUUAUGAAACGAAAGAGGACGAGAUGAGGGAGAAACGAAGCAUUAAACAGAGGCUGAGCAAGCUGCAUGGGCAGACCAGGGAGGCUGCACGGCCGUGCACGUGAGCAAUAUGGCCGUGCGCCUUAUGCCGAGGACACGCACGGGCAACCCCUGAAGCUCGCACGGUCGUGCACCCUGGCCGUGCGAGAGGGCUGAAGUUCGACUAAAUGACACGCUGCGUUUUGAGUUGCACGGCCAGAAUGGUGAUAUGCACGGCCGUGCACCCUGGCCGUGCGAGUCGGGAUUUCCUGGUUUUAAGCCAAAUUCCGAACCAAAGAAGAGGAGAGCUGGGUUUUGGAUCCCAAUCACCCAAGGGACGAACCCUAGAGAGAGAGGGCGAUUUGAGGGCAUUCUUGGAGUAGAGAAGGAGGAUUUCUUUGCCUUGGAUGCUCGAGGAACAAGCCCGGACUUGAAGACUGAUCAUCUGAAGAUUCUUACUGCAGUCUCUCUCUUCUCUAUGGAGUAACUUCCCUUCACUUAGGUUUUGAGGAACCCUAGCUAUGUUUGUUUGAUUGGAUGAUUGUAUGAGUACUCUGACUGGAUAAUCUUGAGUUCAUAUUCAAUCUAUGCAUGUUUUCAUGAUUCAAUUCUGCUUUAGUCGAGAUUAUUGAUUCUGCUUUGAUUCUAUGAGAGGGAAUACCUGAUUAGGUCAAUAGAGCACCAUAGAUUGAUAGUAGUGGAUCGAUUGCUUUAGUCGAGGGUUGAUUCACUGCUUUGUAUCGAUUGAGAACCUCUUUCGAUAGAGGGAGUCUAGUUCAGAACGCCUUGAUCAGUUGUUCUAGAGAAGGAUACGUCCCUCUAGGCAAUUGACUCAAGAGGGCCUUGUUCCUUUAGUCGAGACUCAAGGUCUAGUCAAGGAUUCUCCGCAUUGUGAAUGAAAAUGAAACAGGUUAGAGAUCAUCAAUCGUUAAUCUGGCUAGUGGCUAGGGGGAAUCAUACCUAAGUGAGUUCCCAACCUGUAAUUAGAUUAACUUUAACUGUAGUUUGCUAGAGUAGUUUUAGUUCUUUCAUCUUAAUCUGAUUUGCUAAAUAAUAAACUGAAGCUGAGUAAUAGUAACUCUAGAGACCCGUGGAUUCGAUAUUUAUCACUUGAGCCACUAUACUGCAGUCCCUUUCAUUGGUUACACUUGGCCUUUGUUAGGUGUUGUGUCGUAGCGAGUCAAGUUUUUGGCGCCGUUGCCGGGGACUUUCUAGAGUAUUAGGAAAGGCAGAAGUUUGUUACUUUAGCGUUUUUCUUUUCUUUUCUUUUCCACCCUUGCUUUUCACUUGGGUGUUUUUGUUUUUGUUGGUGCAGAUCUGAAUCAUGGAUCCUAAUGGCUUCUCCAAUCAUUGGGGGUAUCCACCACCAUCUGGGUGGUAUUACCCCGAGACUCCGUGGAGCAAUCAAGGCGGAGAAGACUAUGGAUUCGGGUUCCAGUACCAACCCCCUUACUACGGAGAACAACCGGACCCCUGGGCAUAUCAAGAACAACCUCAUUAUCAAGAAGAAUUUCUCCCACAACCAGAAGGGCCAUCGGCACUGGAGUUACUCAUGGAGCAGUAUGCUCGAGACUGUGAGAGAACAUGCUCCAGGAUGGAUCAGUGUGUCCAGGCCUAUCGUGAAACAGAUGAGAUCCUCCUGAGCCUUAAGAAGAGCGUCGAUGAUCUUGAGCGAUCUUGGGCGCAACCUGCUCCAGAUCACCCUUCUGCUACCAUACAAGAAGAGGAGGAGGAAGAAGAAGGCUACAAGGGCAUUGUGGAACACACUGAAGUCGUCACGGAGAGCUCCCGUGAUGAUCAUGAUCAGGCCUGUCAUGUCGUAGCCGACCACACCUUCCCACACCCCAAACUGAGCUUUGAAGAGGCGGGCAUGAGUGAGGAGAUACAAGAAGAUCUCAUGAAAGAAAUUGCUUGGCAACUUGCUCUCCAAUCCGUGCUAGAAGAAGAAGAGCAAGAAAGGGUGCAGAAAGAAGUUGUGGAGGAUGACGAAAGUGAAGCUAGAGGAGUUCUUGAUCAUUUCCCAGGGGUGAUACCACAUGAAGAAGGAAGGGAGGUUGAAGAAGCAAUUGGCGUCCAGGCUGAGGACGAAGUUGAGGUGGAAGAGGCUUGCACCGGCCAUGAGUUACAGGUGAUAUCUCCACCAAACUUCGAGGAACUGCUUAGCAAGGACCCAUUUGCAGUGUCUCUUUGCCAGACCAAGGCCACCUCGACAUCGGUCCCUCUUGGUGGACGCGAUGGUGGCCAAUCGAUGUUGUCAUAUCUGGUUUGGGGCAAUGAGACGAGAGAAGAGAAGGAGAGGUCUCGAGGGUGGAGACUUCAUCUGCAUCAAGUACAUGAGCCUUCAUCACCUGCCACAUCACAUGCUCAUGACUUGAGACUCCACCUCAUCGACGAGAACCUCAACUUCAAGGAGGUUCUCUCAUGGACCGAAACUUAGGAGCCAUCGUCCGGCUCACGACGUGAAAGAAGCGCUUGUUGGGAGGCAACCCAACCAGUCGGUUUGCAUCUCUUUCUCUAUUUCUCCUCGGUUGAGUCAGUUUUGUUAUUUGAUUUUAGAGUCAAUAACUCAACCUUUGUGAGAUUUUGUGUGGUUUUUGUGUUCUGAUUACUCUCUCUUUCUGGAAUGCACCGCCUGACCCGUACAUCAUCAUUCACCCUUGAUCUGGUAACUUCGUUCUACCCUCCUUAUCUUUCCUCCAUUGAGGACAAUGUCGUGCUUAAGUGUGGGGGGAUGUUCGAUUAUGUAUGCGGGUGAAUGUUUGGCUGUUUGUGUGCUUGGAGCCUAGUCCACUGUCCAAAUCUUUAAAUUUGAGGGCUCCAAGUACGUGUUCCAUGCAAUUGCCUGCUCAGUAUGCUUUGAAUUGACAGUCUUUACAGUAAUAUGCAACCUAGGGAGGUAGUGUAGCACUAUGGAGGAUGUUGAUGCAUUUAAGAAGUCUCAUGUCUUCUUCAUAUUGAGUUGGUUGAUUGAGUGAAUUAGUGAUCUUAGGACCCUUGAAUUGUGUGGUGUUGUGGAUUCUCUACCUGUCAUGGACUCUUGUAUCAUGUUUUGAAAGUAACAGGUGCUCGAAAAUGUGCUUCAAAAUAACGUCUCCCGUGCGAAUAGGGCGAAAGUGUGUAAGGGGAGACGGGAAUUCGUUCCCAAUUUCCACCUACUACCUCCAGCCCCCUUACAUGUCUUUCCCCCGCACGAGGCUCGAGACAUCCGCUCCUGGCAUGGCCGGUAAGAGCAGGUUGGGACCCUUGAAAGAAAAAAAAAAAAGAAAAAAAAAUAACAGAAAACAAGCAAAACAGAAAGAAAAGGGGUUCCAACUAUCUUCAAGAAGAAAAUAGAGCACCUUGAAAAAUGUGAGUCCAUGAUCCUUUGUUUUUGAGAAUCUCUGCAUCCACAAUUCAUUUGUCCUCUGUUCACUAUUUGCCAUGAUGCCGACUCGAUACUAGUGCUCUCGCCGAAGAAGCUAUGAGAUAACUUGUGUGUCGGUUGACCUCGUAAGUUGCUAAAUGAUCUAGGAAGUCCUCUACCUACGAUCUGGGGUGUUUGUUGCUAUAGAGGUCUGAAAAGUUGCAUUGGUUUGAGUUAGGUUUGAUUGAGGACAAGCAAACAGUUAAGUGUGGGGGGGAUUUGAUGACUCGGUAUUUGCACAUGUUUUCCCCUUUGUUUCUUGAUUGUUUGAGCUUGAAUUAUUGCGUCUUUGGCCUAUUUUAUGCUAGGUUGUAUUCCUUUGUCCCAUUUCAGGUCCUAGCACAUAAAGUGAAGCAUAGGCGCAAGUUUCAAGUCAAUCAGAGAUCAAUUGGCGAUUCGAGAGAAGAAACUCGGGCAUGACCUGAAGAAGAAUGGAUUUCUACCUCACUUUAUGGACAAAGAAUCAUGCAAGCUUGUUAUGAAACGAAAGAGGACGAGACGAGGGAGAAACGAAGCAUUAAACAGAGGCUGAGCAAGCUGCACGGGCAGACCAGGGAGGCUGCACGGCCGUGCACGUGAGCAAUAUGGCCGUGCGCCUUAUGUCGAGGACACGCACGGGCAACCCCUGAAGCUCGCACGGCCGUGCACCCUGGUCAUGCGAGAGGGCUGAAGUUCGACUAAAUGACACGCUGCGUU
Molecule: messenger RNA, 4234 nt
Organism: Linum trigynum
Lineage: Eukaryota; Viridiplantae; Streptophyta; Magnoliopsida; Malpighiales; Linaceae
Source: the annotation of a GenBank genome assembly